CUGAGGCGCUUACCCCUAGGGCUAUCAGUCCCUUAGGGACGCUCUCCUGGAUAGCUGCACUAGCCUCUUCUGGGAUUUUUCACGCUGCCCUCCAGCCUCCCUUUCCUGGUUCUUCCCCCCUUCCCAUCCCCCUCACCUUUGUCCUGAACUUCCUCCCUUCAGAGACAGACUUUGCUGCCUCGCCUCCUCUCAACAGGGUUGCAGAAAGAAGUUGGGAGCUCCUCAGAGAAGCUGAGCCGUACUUGUGCCAGCAUCGACUCCCCCAGUUGCAGGUUCGGUGUAGGGGCGCUCUGAACCUGGACAGCUCACCUGCCACCAAAGGAAGGAGGAGCGAAAUAACUCAAGGGGAAGUGAGAGCCUGGCACUGCACUCUGUGCCCCACGAUGUUUGCACCUCGCCAUGGUCAUGGUGCCCUGACUGUCUUGGCUUUCCACUUCCUGAUCACCCUGCUCGGGACUUCAGGUCUUGCAAAUAAAGAGAUCAUGAUGAAACCAGAGAUGAGUAUUCUUGGAGACCAAGUGGUAAUCCAGGCUGGUGGAACAUUUGACAUAACCUGCAGGGGAUUGGCUGCCAUUACCUGGACCUGGGGCAUGGGGUCUGCAGGGAGUCGGGCCCGCAUCUUGGAACACCCCUGCUCUGAUAACCCCCUUGUUACUUGCAACCAGCUCACCAUCUUCCACACAGAAGCUGGUGACACUGGAUACUUCACAUGUAGCUACAAGGAUGUCGCUGACAUCAGGGAUCCUAAUAGCAAGACCAGUGUGUAUGUGUACGUCAAAGAUGACAACCAGGUCUUUGUGCAGACCUACUAUAAUGCGCCACUGGUGAUCACCGUGUUUCCUGGAACCCAAGAGGUGGUUGUGCCAUGCCGAGUUACCUCUCCUGAUGUCAAUGUCAAGCUUCAGUUGUUACACUCUGCCACAUUUUCCUAUGGAAGUCAAAACUGGAAUCCCAGGAAAGGCUUCAUUGUGACCCGACCCUCUUACCACUUCUACAGCACCAUGCUCCAGUGUGUUGCCGAAGUUAAUGGGAAGAUACACAAGUCAUUCUAUCUCCCACAGCGUCUGGAAACCAAGAGAGAAAAUAUCUCCAUCAGAUACAACCACCAGAAACUUCUCAUAGGAGAUACCCUUUUCCUGCAAUGUGUUGCAGAGACCACAUUCAAUGGACGAAUCAAACUGAACUGGGUAUUCAAUCGGCAAGAUUCCAAGACAACACCCAGGUGUUGUGAAAUUAAAAGAAAAUUGUACCAAGGAUCCCCUGUGUACAAGAGUUAUAGUAACUUGACCAUUUGGAAUGUAACUAUGGAAGACAAUGGUUUGUACAUUUGCAGGGAAGAAAACAAUACUGCCCUGCAAGCCAACAUCACCAUCAUCGUGUACAGUACGUAAUACUUUAACUCCUGACUCUUCCCUGAAAACUG
This is a messenger RNA of Myotis brandtii (Brandt's bat), 1423 nucleotides long. Its product is annotated as vascular endothelial growth factor receptor 1. The transcript has 8 exons. NCBI's taxonomy places the organism in Eukaryota, Metazoa, Chordata, Mammalia, Chiroptera, Vespertilionidae. Bases 384 to 1391 code for a protein of 335 amino acids. The record is from RefSeq and is a predicted model, not a curated record.